Messenger RNA from Dromiciops gliroides (monito del monte), 1448 nucleotides. It is a transcript of the gene ALG3, whose product is annotated as ALG3 alpha-1,3- mannosyltransferase. Gene Ontology annotation, molecular function: dol-P-Man:Man(5)GlcNAc(2)-PP-Dol alpha-1,3-mannosyltransferase activity. Lineage: Eukaryota; Metazoa; Chordata; Mammalia; Microbiotheria; Microbiotheriidae. The transcript has 9 exons. Gene Ontology annotation, cellular component: endoplasmic reticulum. Bases 20 to 1360 code for a protein of 446 amino acids. The record is from RefSeq and is a predicted model, not a curated record.
UAGGCGGGGCGCCGACAAGAUGGCGGCGGGGGUGCGGAAGCGGAGCCCGGCCGGGACCGGGGCCGGCUCCGGCGCGCGCUGGGGGCUGGGCCUGGGACCGGCGCCGCUGAAGCGGGCCUGGCAGGAGCGGUGGCUGCUGCUGCUGGAGCCGCGCUACACACCGCUCGUGGCUGCCUGCCUCUGCCUGGCGGAGGUGGGCAUCAACCACUGGGUCAUACGCAGGGUGGCCUACACAGAGAUUGACUGGAAGGCCUACAUGGCGGAGGUGGAGGGGGUCAUCAACGGCACCUAUGACUACACUCAGCUUCGAGGCGACACCGGCCCCCUCGUCUACCCGGCAGGCUUUGUGUACAUCUUCAUGGGGCUCUACUAUGCCACGAGCCGAGGGACCGACAUCCGCCUGGCCCAGCACAUCUUUCUGGUCCUCUACCUGGCCACCCUGCUGCUAGUCUUCCGGAUCUACAGUCGUACGAGGAGGGUGCCUCCUUUCGUCUUCUUCUUCAUGUGCUGCGCCUCCUAUCGGGUGCACUCCAUCUUCGUGCUGCGGCUCUUCAAUGACCCGGUGGCCAUGGCGCUGCUCUUCCUCAGCAUUAACCUGCUGCUCUCCCAGCGCUGGGGCUGGGGAUGCGCUUGUUUCAGUCUGGCAGUAUCAGUGAAGAUGAACGUGCUGCUCUUCGCUCCAGGGCUGCUCUUUCUUCUCCUUUCUCAAUUUGGCCUCCGUGGGACCCUUCCCAAGCUGGGCAUCUGUGCCCUGCUCCAGCUCGUCCUGGGCUUGCCCUUCCUGCUGGAGAACCCAGCCGGCUACCUGUCCCGAUCUUUUGACCUGGGUCGGCAGUUCCUCUUCCGCUGGACUGUGAACUGGAGAUUCCUGCCCGAGGCGCUCUUCCUGAAUCGCACCUUUCACCUGGCCCUGCUGGCUGCUCACCUGAGUCUGCUGGCACUCUUUGCCUUCUGCAGGUGGCCCAGGUCAGGAGAAAGUAUCCUGUCCCUCCUGAAAGACCCCUCAAAGAGGAAAACCCCGGCCCAGCCCCUCACUUCGAAUCAGAUAGUGUCUGUGCUCUUCACCUCCAACUUCAUUGGCAUCUGCUUUAGCCGAUCCCUCCACUACCAGUUCUACGUCUGGUAUUUCCACACGCUGCCCUACCUCCUCUGGGCUACGCCCUCCCGCUGGCUCACUCACCUGCUCAGGUUACUGGUGCUUGGCCUCAUUGAGCUCUCUUGGAACACCUACCCUUCCACGUGCUGCAGCUCGGUGGCCCUGCACCUGUGCCACGCUGUCAUUCUGCUGCAGCUGUGGCUGGGCUCCAAGGCCUUCCCCAAGGCCUCCCAACCCCUUCAACCCAGCAAGAAGGCCCCCUGAGCUGCUGCCACCCAAGCUUCUCGGGGCUGCCGACAGACUCUGAUCCUUGUAAAACCACCCCCGCCCCAAUAAACCUGGUUGAACCCCA